ACGCUCAUUCCACUGCCACUCGUUCGGCAUUAUUUUCUAUCGCUACUUAAUAAUCGCAUUUAUACCAUAAUAAUAUAAUAAACGAGCCACCAAAAUGCGUCUUCAAUCUCUCUUGACCCUCGCAUCCAUCGCCCUGGGCAGUGCCAGCGCCAGCGAUAUAAACGACUACUCCUGCCGCAGCUCAAACAACAGCAACCCCAUCGUCUUCCUGCAUGGGCUCGGCGCAACCUUCUACGAAGACAUCAACUUCAUGCAAGGCUGGCUCCAGAAGCAAGGCUACUGCACCUACGCCGCAACCUACGGCGACUACACCGGUUUCCCCUUCGUCGGCGGCCUAAAGGCCAUUGAGGAAUCCGCGUCCGAGGUCGCCGCGUACAUCAAGGAGGUCAAAGAGGAGACGGGCGCCGAGAAGGUUGAUCUGGUCGGACACUCCGAGGGCGCGUUCCAGUCGUUGUAUGUGCCGAAGUUUGAGGAGGGGAUUUCGGAGAUCGUUGAGCGGAUUGUGGCGAUUGCGCCGCCGACGAGGGGCACGACUUUUAUUGGGCUCUUUAACCUGGCAUAUAUCCUUGGUGAUGCUUCGAGGGAGCUUAUUGGGAAGGUGCUGAAGCUUGUUGGAUGCCCGGCUUGUGAUGACCUGGGGCCUGAUGGGGACGCUGUGGAUAGAUUGAAUGAUGGGGAGCCCAUUGUGCAGAAGGGAAAUAAGCUGACUGUUAUUGCGUCAAGGUAUGAUGAGAUGGUGACGCCGACUUCAACAUCGUUCGUGCAUGAGGAGGGCGUGAAUAAUGUUUGGGUGCAGGAUGCUUGUCCUGCAGACCCGGUCGGGCAUAUUGGGGAGGCGUAUGAUCUGAAUGUCUGGAACUUGGUUAAGAAUGCGCUGGAUGAUGAGCCGGAUAGGGAGUUUUUCUGUGUGCUGGGAUCCCCGGGGAAAUAAAUCUGGACAUAUAUGUGUAAAGUAUGGUCAUAAUCAUUUCAAUUCAUGAUAGUGUAAUAGCUACGUAUAUCGCGACUGUUUGCAAAAGCAUCAGGCUUCCGGUUUUUCGAUAUCAAGCGAGUCAGACCGAGAACUAUCAGGUGGGACCUGCACGAGAUUAUGCCCGUCGCUGGAGGUGGUUAGUGAUGGUUCU
This is a messenger RNA of Aspergillus versicolor CBS 583.65, 1124 nucleotides long. RefSeq names its product esterase/lipase family protein. The transcript has a single exon. Bases 95 to 931 code for a protein of 278 amino acids. Gene Ontology annotation, biological process: lipid catabolic process. NCBI's taxonomy places the organism in Eukaryota, Fungi, Ascomycota, Eurotiomycetes, Eurotiales, Aspergillaceae. Gene Ontology annotation, molecular function: lipase activity. The record is from RefSeq and is a predicted model, not a curated record.